UUACAAACACUUUAUCUUGCUCAGUCCCUCCCAACUACUGAUUCGUCAGGAAAGAAGCAUGGUUUCGAUUUCAGUUCUCUUUAUCUCAACUUGGGUUUGGGUGGCUGUUACUUUGCAACUUCUAACAGUGGCUGUUUCAAGCAGCCUGGAGCAGGAGGAAGUCCAGCGAUUGAGCCUAGUGGGCUGAGAACUCGUCCCUGCUGCCGAGCCAGCGCCGGAGUGCUGUGGCAUCUUCGUCAACCAUGGAGGCACCCAUUUGUCUGGUGCAGAACUGGCAAGAGCAGCUGACACUAAACCCGGAGGCCCUAAGGAUUCUUGAGAAGAUAUCUCAGCCUCUGGUGGUGGUGGCCAUUGUUGGCUUAUAUCGUACAGGGAAGUCCUACCUCAUGAACCGUCUUGCAGGACAGAACCAUGGCUUUUCCUUGGGUUCCACAGUGCAAUCUGAAACCAAGGGCAUCUGGAUGUGGUGUGUGCCCCACCCCACCAAGCCAAACCAUACCCUGGUCCUUCUGGACACAGAGGGCCUUGGUGACAUAGAAAAGGGUGACCCUAAGAAUGACUGCUGGAUCUUUGCCCUGGCCGUGCUUCUAAGUAGCACCUUUGUCUACAACAGCAUGAGCACCAUCAACCACCAGGCCCUGGAGCAGCUACACUAUGUGACUGAAUUAACACAGCUAAUCCGGGCAAAAUCCAGCCCCAGAGAGGAUGAAGUAGAGGACUCUAGUGAAUUCGUGGGUUUCUUUCCAGACUUUGUCUGGGCUGUUCGGGAUUUCAUUUUGGAGCUGAAGUUAGAUGGACGCAUCAUCACAGCAGAUGAGUACCUGGAGAAUGCCCUGAAGCUGAUUCCAGGAAACAAUCCCAGAGUCCAAAAAUCCAACAUGACAAGAGAAUGUAUCAGAUAUUUCUUUCCAGUACGGAGAUGCUUUGUCUUUGACCGGCCCACAAGUGACAAAAAUUUAUUAUUACAAAUUGAAAAAGUUCCAGAACACCAACUGGAAUGGAAUUUCCAGGUUGAAUUGAAAAAAUUCUGUUCCUACAUCUUCACCAAUGCAAAGACGAAGACCCUGAGAGGGGGAAUUAUUGUCACAGGAAAUCGACUGGGAACUCUGGUGCAGACCUAUGUGGAUGCCAUCCAUAGUGGAACUGUACCUUGUUUGGAGAAUGCAGUGAUGACCCUGGCCCAGCGUGAGAACUCUGCAGCUGUGCAGAAGGCAGCUGACUACUACAAUGAACAGAUGGUCCAGCAACUGAAGCUCCCCACAGACACGCUCCAGGAGCUGCUGGAUGUGCACACAGCCUGUGAGAAGGAAGCCAUUGCUGUCUUCAUGGAGCACUCUUUCAAGGAUGAUGAGCAAGAGUUCCAGAGGAGGCUGGUGGCUGCCAUAGAAGAAAGGAAGGAAGCUUUUAUACAACAGAAUGAAUCAGCAUCUCUCAGUCACUGCCAGGCUGAGCUGGAGAAGCUGGCAGAGCCCCUGAGGGAGAGUGUCUCAAGUGGAGCUUUUUCUGUGCCUGGUGGGCACAGCCUGUACAUAGAGGCCAGGGAGAAGGUUGAGCAGGGCUAUGAGCAAGUGCCCAGGAAGGGAGUGAAGGCAAAAGAGGUUCUCAAGAGCUUCCUACAGUCACAGGCUAUUGUAGAGAACUCGAUCCUGAAGUCAGACAAAGCCCUUACAGAUGGACAGAGGGCCAUAGCAGCUGAGCGGACAAAGAGGGAGGUGGCUGAGAAGGAACGAGAGCUGCUGAGACAGAAAGAGAAAGAGCAAGAGCAAGUGAUGGAAGCUCAAGAGAGAAGCUUCCGAGAAAACAUCGCUAAACUUCAGGAGAAGAUGGAGAGGGAAAGGGAGAUGCUUCUGAGAGAGCAAGAGAAGAUGCUGGAGCACAAGCUAAAGGUCCAAGAAGAACUGCUUGUGGAAGGAUUCAGAAAGAAAUCUGAAAUGUUAACGAAUGAAAUAAGUCUACUAAGGGAAGAGAUUGAGACAACUAGAAGGAAACCCUCACUGUUUGCACAAGUCCUUGACACAGUUGGCGAUGCAUUCAUGAUGGUUUUACCAGGAGUUGGUAAAAUAUGUGGUGCAGGGCUGAAAGCUCUCAGCUCACUUAUGAAGUAGUCUGAGAGUUCCUGGGGAGGAAUUAAUAAAAACUAGCCUUCUAUUACUUUGAUACCGCAA
Messenger RNA from Peromyscus californicus insignis, 2165 nucleotides. RefSeq names its product guanylate-binding protein 4. Gene Ontology annotation, molecular function: GTPase activity; GTP binding. Lineage: Eukaryota; Metazoa; Chordata; Mammalia; Rodentia; Cricetidae. Gene Ontology annotation, biological process: defense response to Gram-positive bacterium; defense response to protozoan. The transcript is spliced from 11 exons. The record is from RefSeq and is a predicted model, not a curated record. Bases 243 to 2105 code for a protein of 620 amino acids.